CUCAUUUAUUAUUAAAUUGUUCUAAUGAAAAAGAAGCAGAAAGAAUACCAAGCAAAUAUUGAGAUCCUAGCAAGCACUUCACUCGAGAGCCAAGAUGCCAGUCACCAUUUGGACACAAGAGAGGCAAGAGGAAGCCCCAGUAGAGAGGAGGAGAAAGAGGACGACGAGCAGGUCCAAAUGCAGGUGGAUCCAAGGAGACCUCUAAUCAACAGUUACGAAACUUCCCAUACCCCAAUGGGGACCAGAAAAUUCAAAGAUGAUGACCUUAGAUUUUAGUUAAAGCUUUGAGAGCGAAACUUCAAUACUCAAGGCAAUAGAUUUUGACUGGUUGGGAUGGGGCUUGGAGUAAGAGGAGAGGAGACUGAACUACAAUUCGCUUUUUAGAAACUCAAAUUCGGAGUGAGGGUUGGGUGGCGAGGUCACGAAGCUCAUAAUUUAUCUUACCUUUUUAGUAUCAUGUUUUGAGAUUUAUGAGCUUAUGCGAGGUGAAUCUAAAGCAAUAGAUGAGCGAUGUUUGAUCUUGCAAAGCAUUUGAUACGACUUAAACAGUGUUGUGCUCCUACUCACUAGUCUUAGACUUCUAGAUUUUACUCUUUAGUGAAUAUAACUCAUGAUUGGGGGCUCCUGAAAAUCCUGCUGCAGAUAAACUAAUAAUUUUACAGAUUAGUGAAACUCUUGGAUUCGAUAACUUUAGCAUAAUUGAAUUUCUUCAUAAUCUUCAAUUUAUU
Messenger RNA from Moneuplotes crassus, 728 nucleotides. The record is from the annotation of a GenBank genome assembly. NCBI's taxonomy places the organism in Eukaryota, Ciliophora, Spirotrichea, Euplotida, Euplotidae.